Molecule: messenger RNA, 1085 nt
Organism: Rhipicephalus sanguineus (brown dog tick)
Lineage: Eukaryota; Metazoa; Arthropoda; Arachnida; Ixodida; Ixodidae
Exons: 3
Coding region: 109-894 (261 amino acids)
Source: RefSeq, a predicted model, not a curated record
CCUGUAUAAGCAGUAAUAGACACCUUGUUCCUGUUUCGCGCGUUCUUCGCAGCGUCCCCGCGGUCGCCCGAUGACCCGCACGUGCGCACCGUGCUGGCCUUUUGGUGGAUGAUGCUGAUCGUGCUGAUGAACACCUUCACGGGUCACAUGAAGGCCAGCAUGACGGUCCAGGAGGAGCUGCCCCGCAUCGACACCCUCCAGGACAUUGUAGACCACCGAGACGUCACGCCCGUCGUCAUUAGGGGCAGCACCUUCGACGAGAUAUUCAGGGUGUCCAACAGGCGCGACCACCAGCUGGUGUGGAGGCGUGCGCUGCAGCGCCGCGCCGUGCUCUCGGGUCGCGACAUCUUCGUCAAGUCCAUGUUCGAUGACGUGCUGGAGGGCCGCAAGGUCAUCUUUCUGGACACGCUGCUCUUCCACUACUGGGUGGGUCGCUUCUAUCAGGGGCUGACCCGCGGCGAGUUCUACCUAGCCAAGGAGGCCGUCCUCUACCCGUCCAUGUGCAUGUGGCUCAACAGGAACGUCGACCCGGCCGUCGCCAAGGCACUGCAUAUGAGGAGCCGCUGGGUGGCCGAGUCCGGCAUGGCCAGUCAUUGGAAGAACCUGCUGGUGGAGCGAAGCCAGCGCACAUCGGGCGGUGCGGGCGGUUCGCAGUCGACGCAAUCGAUGAGCACCGCGUCGCCCCUGCAGCUGCAGGACGUGGCGGCGGUGCUGCAGCUCCUCAUGGCCGGCGCCUGCGUCUCGCUGCCCGUGCUUGUCGCUGAGAUCGUCGUCCACCGCUACUGCGGCACGCGAAGCCGAUGUUGCCGCUGCAGCUACGGCAGGGAUCAGCGCACACGUCGCAAGACACUGCCGGCGCGAAGGCGCGCACAGUGGCGGAGCGGGGUGCUCUGAAUUGACGACGAAGAAGAAGCCCGGUCCGCAUGGUAUCGUAGAGGAAAUGGUGCCAGUCACACGCUAAAGCGUGUCGCUUUCUACACGCCCAGUCGCCACAUGAUUGUUCUAUAGGAACACGAAAUCGUCUCCUUGUAGCGCGCUAGAGGGACGCCGUUCACUUCACACCCCGAAGUUCGCAUAGAGCUAAG